AUGGGUGCCUUGUCCGCAAUCACCUACGACUACGACCUCGACGUUCUUAUCGUCGGUGCUGGUUUCUCAGGUAUAUAUCAACUACACAAAUAUCGCCUCCUCAACCUUCGCGCAAAAAUAUUCGAAGCCGGUUCAAAUCUGGGAGGAGUAUGGUUCUGGCACAAUUUUCCUGGCGCGCGGGUAGAUAUACCUGUUCCCAUGUACGAAUUCUCCUCCGAGGAUUUGUGGAAGGAAUGGUACUGGUCUGAACGCUAUCCCAGUCAGAAGGAGCUGCGUUCAUACUUUGAGCAUGUGGAGAAAAAGCUAGAUGUGAAGAAGGAUGUGUGUUUUGACACGAGGGUCACUAGUGCGCAUUUUAAUGCCAGCAAGGAUAGGUGGAUCAUUAUCACAGAGAAUGGAGUGACUGCCCAAGCAAAAUUUCUAUGUCUAUGCUUGGGAUUCGGAUCUAAGCCAUACAUUCCUGACCUCCCUAACCUUUCCUCAUUUCGUGGAAGCGGCGGUAUAAUUCACAGUGCACGCUGGCCUCGUGACGGCGCAGAUAUAAAAGGAAAACGGGUUGGAGUUAUUGGGACUGGCGCUUCUGGAGUGCAGAUCAUACAGACCUUGGCUAGCCUACCCCCAGACGAAGGCCCUAAUCUGUUGACAGUCUUUCAGCGCACGCCAAAUUUGGCCAUUCCAAUGCGCCAGGAAAAAUUGGAUAGAGUGAGCCAGGAUAAAGCAAAGACACUUUAUCCAAUGUUAUAUCGAAGAAGGCGUCAAACUGCUGCUGGCCUUAGUUUCGAUAGAUAUCCAAAAAACUUCUUUGAUGCCUCCCCGGAAGAACGUAUUUUGCUUUUGGAAGAUCUCUGGCAAAGCGGGGGCUUCUCGUUUCUAUUUGCCAACUUCAAUGAUAUUUUGACCGAUCGGGUAGCAAACGAGGAGGUAUAUGCUUUUUGGCGACGAAAAGUCCGCGAAAGACUCAAAAACCCCGACUUGCAUGAAAAACUUGCUCCAACUAUUCCUCCGCAUGCAUUGGGAGCCAAACGUUCUAGUUUAGAGCAAUGCUAUUACGACGUAUACAAUCAAGAUAACGUCGAACUGGUGGAUAUUAUGACCAAUCCCGUAGUUGAGAUCACACCCAAGGGAGUCAAAACUGCAGACGGAAUAGAGCACGAAUUAGAUGCUCUUAUUCUUGCAACAGGUUACGAUAGCGUCACGGGAGGAAUAACCCAAAUUGAUAUCCGUGGCAUCGACGGCACGAGUAUCAAGGAAAAGUGGCAAGAUGGAGUGUACACAUAUCUGGGGCUCACAUCUGCUGGAUUCCCAAACCUGUUCUUCGUGUAUGGUCCGCAAGGUCCUACCGCGGUUUGUUCCGGGCCUACUUGUGCAGAGACUGAAGGGGAUUGGAUUGUAUCCUGCAUCAAAACCAUGUUGGAACAUAAUGUGACGCGUAUUGAGGCCACCCAUGAAGCUGAAGUUGCCUGGCGGCAGCAAGUCAUGUCUGAAGCUUCUACUCGACUGAUCAGUACCGCGCGGUCGUGGUAUGUUGGGGCCAACGUCAAAAACAAGAAAGUAGAAAUUUUGAUGUAUACCGGUGGUGCAGCUAAGUACACGCAGAUUUGUCAGGAAGUUGCGGAUGGAGGGUAUGAAGGAUUUACUCUUUCAAGUACAGAAGGGAAUGUUGACUUGAUACGCGAUAAGCUUAACUGA
Molecule: messenger RNA, 1689 nt
Organism: Lentinula edodes (shiitake mushroom)
Lineage: Eukaryota; Fungi; Basidiomycota; Agaricomycetes; Agaricales; Omphalotaceae
Product: cyclohexanone monooxygenase
Exons: 4
Coding region: 1-1689 (562 amino acids)
Molecular function (GO): N,N-dimethylaniline monooxygenase activity; NADP binding; flavin adenine dinucleotide binding
Source: RefSeq, a predicted model, not a curated record